UCUACAAACUUUUAUCAAUACACAAUCCUUAAUGAAUCCAAUCAGAAAAGUCAUACUAUUUCUCAGACGAAGUAAGUCCAGAGAGUCUAACUUAUGUACCAACGGGGGAUUAGUUCUAGAGGAGCUAAUUUCUUGUUUUGGUGGACGAUACAACGUUCCUAUGAGAUGCUUCACUACCAAAGAACUCAAGAGGGCACUUAGAAAUGUUUCUGGACAAGGCCGUCGAAUUUGUUUUUGCAAGAUGUUCACAGAGGUUCAAGUGAAAGAUCAUGGUGGAAGCCAAGGUGGACAUCUGGACCCUCAAUACAAGAUUUCAGGUCUUGUUACUGAGAAGACUGAUGUUUACAGCUUUGGCGUGCUAAUGCUCGCGCUCUUUACUGGAGAAACAGAUGCAAUGAGGUAUCGCGAAGGAACAAGAGAGCGAAUUCAUAUCCGGGAUUAUGUUAAAGACUUCCUUGUGACUCACCAAGUCAAAGAAAUUGCUGAUCCGAGAAUGUUGGAAGAUGAAGGGAACAAUAAGGAUGAGAUGGAGCAGCAGUUGCUCGAUUUUCUUGAUCUUGCUUUGAGAUGCACAGAAUAUGAGGGAAUGAAUAGGCCAGAUAUGAUUGAUGUUGCAAAAGAGCUGCGCCAGAUGGAGAAGUCUGUUCGCAAUACUUAGCCCUAGUGCUUUACCAACAUUACUGCUCUGUGUACUAGGUUCAGGGGUUUGAAUUAUGCUUUUUCCACUGAUAUAGAAAAGGCUAGUUUUUGGUAUUUGGCAAUUAAGGGG
Molecule: messenger RNA, 769 nt
Organism: Coffea eugenioides
Lineage: Eukaryota; Viridiplantae; Streptophyta; Magnoliopsida; Gentianales; Rubiaceae
Product: probable leucine-rich repeat receptor-like protein kinase At5g49770
Exons: 2
Coding region: 32-658 (208 amino acids)
Biological process (GO): cell surface receptor signaling pathway; protein phosphorylation
Cellular component (GO): plasma membrane
Molecular function (GO): protein serine/threonine kinase activity
Source: RefSeq, a predicted model, not a curated record